Molecule: messenger RNA, 660 nt
Organism: Didymodactylos carnosus
Lineage: Eukaryota; Metazoa; Rotifera; Eurotatoria; Philodinida; Philodinidae
Source: the annotation of a GenBank genome assembly
AUGGGUUUAUACUGGACAAAAGCGUUAUCCACAUUCAAAAAAGAAGAAAUUCGUGUUCUCAUGUGCGGCUUAGAUGCGGCAGGCAAAACAACCGUUCUGUAUGUUUCAAAAUUGGGUGAAGUUGUCACUACAAUACCAACAAUUGGUUUCAAUGUUGAAACAAUAACAAUUAAAAACAUAGAUAUAACUGCAUGGGAUGUAGGUGGUCGAGAUAAAAUUCGACCACUAUGGAGACAUUAUUAUCAAAAUACAAAAGCUCUCAUUUUUGUGAUUGACUCAAAUGAUCGAGAACGUUUAUCCGAAGCACAAGAAGAAUUACAUCGAAUGUGUUCAGAACUAAAAGAUAUUCCUGUUUUAAUUUUGGCUAAUAAACAAGAUUUACCAAAUGCAAUGUCAAAAAAUGAACUUAUUGAAAAAUUGAAACUUAAUACGAUGACUGAAACAGGUAUAAAAUGGCAUAUUCAAGAAACAUGUGCAUCACAAAAUAUUGGUAUCGAAGAGGGUUUUAAUUGGUUGGUAGAUGCUUUUCCGCCUGCCGAUUUGAUCAAACCGAUAGAUGAAACUAUCAAUGAUGCUUGGCUGAUAAAAACAGAUUUAAUCAACUCAUUUAAGGCAUCUAUAAAACUAUUUCAAACGUUAUUUCAAAAAUCUGUUAUUUGA